GUUUCUAAGAGGAGCGCGGGAGCUGAGAAGGGGAGGAUUGGUUACGUGCGGGCAAGGCCUAGAAAAGGUUGUUUUGCCCCCAGUGUCUCCUUGGGAGAGCGGUGCAGCUUCCCACGAGCUUCCCGACCUAACCUCCUGCUACCUCGCUGUGCGUCUCUGCCUCCUACGUGCCCAGGUUCCCGGUUUCAGAGAAGAUGACAGAGGAACUGGAUCUUAUGGCACAGGACUCUGAUGGGGGUAGUGAGGAAGUGGUCCUAACUCCUGCAGAGCUCAUUGACAGGCUGGAGCAGGCCUGGAUGAAUGAAAAGUUUGCUCCUGACCUGCUGGAAAGCAAGCCUGAAAUUAUAGAAUGUGUCAUAGAACAGCUCGAUCACAUGGAAGAAAAUCUCAGGAGAGCAAAGAAGGGGGACCUGAAGGUCAGUAUCCAUCGAAUGGAGAUGGAGAGGAUCCGCUAUGUCCUGAGCAGCUACUUGCGGUGUCGGCUCAUGAAGAUAGAGAAGUUUUUUCCUCAUAUCCUUGAAAAGGAGAAAACACGCAACGAGGGAGAGCCUUCGAGCCUUUCUCCGGAAGAGUUUGCCUUUGCCAAAGAGUACAUGACUAACACAGAAACCUAUCUGAAGAAUGUUGCCUUAAAGCAUAUGCCCCCUAAUUUACAGAAGGUGGACCUCUUGAGGUCAGUUCCCAAACCGGAUUUAGAUUCAUAUGUGUUUCUGAGAGUGAAAGAACGACAAGAAAACAUACUGGUAGAACCAGAAACAGACGAGCAGAGGGACUAUGUGAUUGACUUGGAGGAAGGCUCGCAGCACUUGAUCCGAUAUAAAACCAUUGCACCUCUGGUUGCUUCUGGAGCCAUACAGCUAAUUUAAAAACCAAAAAUAAAUAAGCAAGAAUGAAGACAUGGAACCUUAGAGAAAAUACUUAGAUACCCAUCAUAUCACUUUGUUCCUGAAGACAAGACUUCUUAGCAGUGCUGGGGCCCUGAGAAGGCGCUCAAAGCAGGAUUCUUAACUUGCUGCAUCUCCUACCUUUCCGCCGUUUUAGCCAGAACCAGCAGAUGGGGCCAUUACUCUGUUGAUUCUGCACACUGGACAAUUACAUGGAGACUUUGUGUGCCUUCCCUUUGUGGUAUUUUUUGAACUAAGGAAGGGGAGGUGAAGGUAGUUCAUAAAAAGGCAUCACUGCCUGUGAUUAGGGGACAGUCAUUAGCCUUGACCUCAUUCUGGCAGGAGAAUUCAUUUACUAGGAAGAGUAUAAAUAGAUUAAGGAAAACAGGUGUGGUCUUCUAUGCUAUGUCACUAACUUGUAUAAACCUUUUGGAACCUCUAAAUGGGACUUAAAAUCAAUUUCUCUCAUGCUUAACUGGGAGUCACAACUAACCCAGUAACCAUUAUUAAGUUUCAAUUUUGUGGCAGAAGAAACCUGGGGACAGUUCUCGGCUUGCAGUCUAAGGCUGCGUGUUUUACCUGCGGCUGACCUGCGGCCUUCUCUGAAUCUCAAGCAGCUUGGCCACGCCAGCCUCCAGGCCAUCUGGCCAUCCUUGGCCAGGGCCCUGUUAGCACAGCAACAUUAAUAUCCUAUAUUAUAACCUCAGAGAAACUUUUCUUUUUUAAGCACUUCACUUUCUCAAGGGAAAUGGAUUAAAUUAAUGUGAAUAGAGACUAUCACCAAGAUACCCGAAGGAGGGAUGUGAACAGUGAAUGAACCGUCUUUCUUUCCAACAUGAUUAAAAGCAGCUUAUAUUCCA
Messenger RNA from Hipposideros armiger (great roundleaf bat), 1744 nucleotides. It is a transcript of the gene GINS4, whose product is annotated as GINS complex subunit 4. NCBI's taxonomy places the organism in Eukaryota, Metazoa, Chordata, Mammalia, Chiroptera, Hipposideridae. The coding region runs from base 195 to 866 and encodes 223 amino acids. Gene Ontology annotation, biological process: double-strand break repair via break-induced replication; DNA-templated DNA replication. Gene Ontology annotation, cellular component: GINS complex. The transcript is spliced from 8 exons. The record is from RefSeq and is a predicted model, not a curated record.